Drosophila ananassae is the source of this 1961-nucleotide messenger RNA. Its product is annotated as kelch-like protein 40b. Gene Ontology annotation, molecular function: protein binding. Lineage: Eukaryota; Metazoa; Arthropoda; Insecta; Diptera; Drosophilidae. Bases 119 to 1348 code for a protein of 409 amino acids. The record is from RefSeq and is a predicted model, not a curated record. The transcript is spliced from 2 exons.
UCAGUGCGCUAUGAGUUUCAACUUACCCUUUGGAUAAAUAACACACGUCCCACUUUCCUUAAACAUUUCUAGUAUUAUCUACAAACCAAAAUUCUCAUUGUAAACGGGAAAAGACAAAAUGACCAAAAAGGAUGGAGCCAAGAAAGCGAGCUCCAAAAUCGCUGAGGACGAACUGGACUUGCCCAUAUUCGACGAGGAAACAAAGAAGAUAGUGGCCCAAUGCUGCGAAAAAAAAGUCGUCGGCACCUAUGAAGUCCUGCCCGAAGUCAGCCUUAAGGACAUGGGCUUCACCGAAUCAAAAGAAGUUAUUCGAUAUGCAUUCGGUGCCAAGAAAGGAUUCCUACUUGAUGGAAUCAAUAAAAUGAUAAGCGGUAAGAUUUGUCCCGAUGUGGAGAUCCGAGUGGGCGAUGAGAGCUUCGAGUGUCACAUGCCAGUGCUGCAACUGUGUACAGAGUUCUUUAAGCAUUUCAACCCCACCCAUGUAAUCACCUUGAGUCCGGAGGUGAUCAGUGCCAAGGGGUUCGCGUUGGCCUACCAAUGGAUGAUCAAUCCGCAGGCCAAGCUCCACAGAAAAAACAUCUUUGCUCUUUACAUGGCUGCCAGUUUCCUGGAAAUGCCAGAACUGCUGGCCCAUCUGUGGACUCGCCUGGAUGACCCGAAACUUAUAAACCAGGGAGACGCCUUCCUGCUGUACAUAGAAUCCAUACCACAAAAGGUGCCCUUGCUCCAGGAAUUGAUGCUUGGCCGCAUCCACAAGUUCUUCCUUAUGGCCGUCGCUACCGAGGAGUAUCUGGAGUUCGAUGCGAAGCACGUCUUCGACAUGCUCAGCCACUCCAAUAUGUGUGUUAACUCCGAGAUGGAGAUGUUUAUGAGUGCCGUGCGAUGGCUACUGCAUGAUUGGACCAUUCGACGGGACUACGCCGUGACUCUGAUGCAGGCGAUUCGAUUUAAUUCCAUGCCAGCCUGGUACACAACCGUUCUCAAGGUCAAGCAUACGGACCGUGACUUCCAGGAGUUGCUGUAUAUUCCGGAGAUCCAGUCCAUGAUCAAUCUGGGACUCUCGUUUUCCAUCACCCACAAGUUUGUAGACCCUGCAUCUCCGCUGAAGGAGCCCUUGGGCCUGGAGAAGCCCUUGGAGCGACAGUGGGUCUUCCACCCGAGGGUGCGCCAUCACCACAGGUACGAGUGCCCCAACUGGCGGUAUCUGAAUCUGGAUGUGUUCAACGAGUAUCUGGGAUGGAUUAUCGCUGAGGGGCAGAACUAUUUGGACACACUGGAGUACGCCAAGCCCGGCCAGCUGAUGCCCUGCUGUCGAGUGGCAUUGCAACAAAAAUUCUUAAAUAAAUAGGCCCUGCCCCUGGGGAUAGAGAACCGAUGGACGAUGUGUAUGGUAUGCGGCUCAAAAACACACCCUGGGGUGCCGUAUAAUUGCUACAAAUAAUUUCAUUAGCCCGGCCGGGACGUUUGGGCUUUGGUUUCGCUUUCGCAUUAAGCGUUUCCAAUUAGCUGAAUGGCUGGCAUUUUGCUGAAUUAAUUGUCAACGUUUAUGAACUAAGCACUUAGUCUGUGCGGGAGCUGUUGUGGAUGUAGGUAUGGGCUCUGACUCUGUUUGGGUCUGUUUGUCGAUCUGUUUGGGAGUGCGUGAAGGUGUGUGUGCUUAUUUUUGUCCUUCGCACACAUAACCUGAUGUGAAUACAAAUGGGAAUGCGAGCAAAAAAACUGCAAACAAUCACACAUGCAAAUGUCAAUGCCCCCAGCUGUCGGACACGAAACCGCAAAAAAAGAAAAACAGUUUUUGUUUAAACAACGCCAAAGCCAGCGGAAGCAUUGUAAAGCAUAGGAGAAAAAACAACCAAAACCAAUUGACGGGCAUAAUCAAAAUAUUUUUAUAAAAAACAACACAAUUAACAUUCAGAAAUCAGAAAAAAACCAAAUCAAAAUAAUCGAUUUCAUUACUUUUU